This is a messenger RNA of Fusarium poae, 915 nucleotides long. RefSeq lists its product as uncharacterized. The record is from RefSeq and is a predicted model, not a curated record. The transcript has 4 exons. Lineage: Eukaryota; Fungi; Ascomycota; Sordariomycetes; Hypocreales; Nectriaceae. Gene Ontology annotation, molecular function: ethanolamine kinase activity; choline kinase activity. The coding region runs from base 1 to 915 and encodes 304 amino acids. Gene Ontology annotation, cellular component: cytoplasm. Gene Ontology annotation, biological process: phosphatidylcholine biosynthetic process; phosphatidylethanolamine biosynthetic process.
AUGCCACUUUGCCGCUUCACCAAUGGUCAUGCAUACCAGUUCAUUCCUGGUAGUGUCUGUUCUGAAGGCGAUGUGUCUAAGACAGAAAUCUUCCGUGGGGUUGCAAGGGAGCUGGCAAGGUGGCACACCCUGCUUCAACCUGUCAUUCUUCAAGGAGCCAGGAAAGAGCUUGACUACGAGGCGAGUGUGUGGUCGACUGCAAAGAAAUGGCUUAAUGCAAUCUCCAAUAGUUCGAAGCGGUCAAAGGCCGAGAUCGAAGACCUGCAAGAAAAGUUUCAGUACCUAACCGACAAGCUGCUGCCCACUGAUGUUAUGCCGGAACCCCUGGUGCUUGGCCACGGUGACCUUUUGUGUGGCAACAUUAUUGUACAAGAGUCGGCUGAUGGCAUGAAGGCUGCGAAUGGGGCCACAGAUGUCGCAACUGUGCGCUUCAUAGAUUACGAACAUGCCACUUACUGCCCUCGGGCGUUUGAACUUGCGAAUCAUUUCGCCGAAUGGACUGGCUUCGAGUGUGACUACUCCAAGCUGCCAAGCACGUCAACCCGCCGAGACUUUGUUCAUGAGUACCUCAAGACGCACGCCGAUCUUCAUCGGCAACACCAACACCAACGAGACUGCCAUGUAACCGAUUGUCACUUCGCGAGAAAGACAGCAUCAGAUCUGCCGGCUCCCAAUGAUGCCCAGGUGGAGAAGCUCAUGCGUCAGGUUGAUGAUUACAGGGGAUUCCCUGGGUUUUACUGGGGUCUCUGCGCUCUCAUCCAAGCUGAGACAGCGACCGGAACUAUCGACUUUGACUACGCGGGAUAUGCUCAGAAGCGCUUUGCUGAAUACGAGGCAUGGCGCAGGGUCCAGGAUGGCAAUGUCGGUUCUGGUGAGGAGAUGCCCUUGCGUGAAAAGAAUUGGGCGCUUCCGUGA